Molecule: messenger RNA, 5061 nt
Organism: Balaenoptera acutorostrata (minke whale)
Lineage: Eukaryota; Metazoa; Chordata; Mammalia; Artiodactyla; Balaenopteridae
Gene: MLH3
Product: mutL homolog 3
Exons: 13
Coding region: 130-4503 (1457 amino acids)
Biological process (GO): mismatch repair
Cellular component (GO): mismatch repair complex
Molecular function (GO): ATP hydrolysis activity; ATP binding; mismatched DNA binding
Source: RefSeq, a predicted model, not a curated record
GCCAACGUGCGCGCGUCCGGCGUCCGAGGCGGUUGGUGUCAGGGAGUUGUUGAGGCGCCAUACGAGGCAAUUAUUUCCAGUCAGAAAAGGGAACCAGUGCCUGGCUUUCUCACCAGCUUUCUACCUGCCAUGAUCAAGUGCUUGUCAGUUGAAGUACAAGCCAGGUUGCGUUCUGGUUUGGCUAUAUGCUCCUUAGGCCAAUGUGUUGAGGAGCUUGCCCUCAAUAGUAUUGAUGCUGAAGCAAAAUGUGUGGCUGUCAGGGUAAACAUGGAAACCUUCCAAGUUCAGGUGAUAGACAAUGGAUUUGGGAUGGGGAGUGAUGAUGUAGACAAGGUGGGAAAUCGUUAUUUCACUAGUAAAUGCGACUCUGUACAGGACUUGGAGAACCCAAGGUUUUAUGGUUUCCGAGGGGAGGCCUUGGCCAGUAUAGCUGACAUGGCCAGUGCUGUGGAAAUUUUAUCCAAGAAAAACAAGUCAAUGAAGACUUUUGUGAAGCUGUUUCAGAAUGGAAAAGUCCUGAAAGCUUGUGAAGCUGACUUGACUCGACCAAGUGCUGGGACAACAGUCACCGUAUAUAACCUAUUUUAUCAGUUACCUGUAAGGAGGAAAUGCAUGGAUCCUAGACUGGAGUUUGAGAAGGUUAGGCAGAGGAUAGAAGCUCUCUCACUCAUGCACCCUUCCAUUUCUUUCUCUUUGAGAAAUGAUGUUUCUGGUUCCAUGGUUCUUCAGCUCCCUAAAACCAAAGACAUAUGUUCCCGAUUUUGUCAAAUUUAUGGACUGGGUAAGUCCCAAAAGUUAAGAGAAAUAGAUUUUAAAUAUAAGGAGUUUGAGCUUAGUGGCUAUAUCAGCUCUGAAGCACAUUAUAAUAAGAAUAUGCAGUUUUUGUUUGUGAACAAGAGGCUAGUUUUAAGGACAAAGUUGCAUAAACUCAUUGACUUUUUAUUAAGGAAAGAAAGCAUUAUAUGCAAGCCAAAGAACGGCUCUGCCAGUAGGCAAACGAAUUCAAGUCCUCGGCAUCGGCCUAACCCAGAACUCCAUGGUAUAUAUGUAAUCAAUAUGCAGUGCCACUUCUGUGAGUAUGACGUGUGCCUGGAGCCAGCAAAAACUCUGAUUGAGUUUCAGAACUGGGAUACUGUUUUGGUUUGCAUUCAGGAAGGAGUAAAAAUGUUUUUAAAGAAAGAAAAAUUAUUUGUGGAAUUAUCAAGUGAAGACCUUAAGGAAUUUAGUGAAGAAAAUGAUUUUAGUUUAUUUAGUGCCACUCUUCAGAAGCAAGUGUCCUCUGAUGAGAAGUGUGACCAGGUCAAUUUCCAAGAAGCAUGUAAUAAUAUUUUGGAUUCCUGUGAAAUGUUUAAUUUGCAAUCAAAAGCUGUGAAAAGAAAAGCUCCUGUAGAAAACAUAAACACACAGAAUUCUAGGGAUUCGGAAGGUAUCAGAAAAAAGACAAAUGGUUCAUUUUUGUACACUUACAAAUCCGAUGGGCCAGCCCAUAGUAAAAUGGAGUCAUCUUUACAAAAUGAAGAUAGCGCUUGCUCAGAGUCAAGGAUCUUAGAACAAGAGACAGCUGAAGCAUCAGAAUCAGGAGCAAAUGAGAAACAUAAAAAAUCUUGCUUGGAACUUAACUCUUCAGAAAAUCCAUGUGGAACCAGUUCAGAAAUGUUUGCAAGCCCUUUUCAGACACUUUAUCACUUUGAGGGGAGUGGAGAAGGUCUAGAAAUACAGAAAGUAAGUAUUACUGCUGAUGGCAUGGCUGCCAACAUCCUGAAAAAUAAUAGAAUUCAGAAUCAACCAGAGAGAUUUAAAGAUGCUACUGAAAUGGGAUGCCAACCUCUGCCUGUUGAGACGACAUUAUCGGGAGCACAUGGUGCUCAGAGAGAAGAAGAGAAAAGAGAAAAAGAACCUAGUAAUUGUGGAAGAAUAAAUGUUUUUAGUUAUGGGCAAGUUAAAUUAUGUUCCACUGGCUUCAUAACUCAUGUGGUACAAAAUGAGCAAACUAAAUCAACUGAAACAGAACAUUUAUUUAAAAAUUAUGUUCAACCUGGUCCUGUGAGUGCCAAAGAAACAUUUGGAAAUAGAACACGCCAUUCAUUUGAGACUCCAAACGCCAAAGAUUUAACCACCACUUUAAGUAAAGAAUUUGCUCAACUGCCCAACAAAAGAUUGUGCAGAACAAAUGUAAGUUAUGGGCUAGAGAACAAACCUAUAGCAACUUAUAAAAAUUUUGCUGUUUUUCAGGAAAGUAGUAAAAAAUCGCACACAGGUUGCUUACUACCUGACGCAUCCUCUUUCUCUUGGGGUAGACAUGUUUCAGAUGGUACUAAGAAAACAGGUAAGUUGAUUUGUUCUGCCAAACCCAUAGUUCAUAAGAAGCUAAGCUUAAGUUCACAACUAGGAUCUUUAGAGAAGUUUAAGAGGCAAUAUGGGAAGGUUAAAAAUACUCUGAAUACAGAAGUGGAGGAAAAUAUCACUUUAGAAAUCACUACCAAUCUCAAUCCUGAGGUUGAACCUGACAUUCUGUGGAAAGACAAAAACCACUUAGACAACUCUGGUAUUUGUAAACUCACUACUGUGAAACAUGAUGAUUCAAAUAGUAGUUGUCAACCAGUAAGUCACAUGUUUUAUUCAGAAAAGUUACCAUUCUCCAAGGAAGACAGUUGUUUGGAAGAACAGAUGCCUUGCUUAAGAGAAAGCCCUAUGACUCUACAGGAGUUAUCUCAUUUUAACAGAAAGCCUUUGGAUGUUGAGAAGUCACCUGAAUCAUUAGCCUCUAAAUUAUCCAGAUUGAAAGGCUCCGAAAGAGAGACUCAAACAAUGGAGAUGAUGAGUCAUUUUAAUGAACUUCCACAAUCAGAUUCCAGUAGGAAAGACAGUGACUUGUCCAGUGGGUUAACCCUAGAUUCUUGUAAGUUAUUUAAAAAUGAGCAUAAAAAACCAGAAAGUGGCAACAUCCCAAUGUCAGACUCUGUCACACAGGGUAAUCCCUUCAAUAAAGACAGUGAAACAUAUUCUAACAACAAUACAACAGAGAACUCUGUGAUGUCAGAAACUCCUUUAGUACUGCCCUAUGAUCAUUCUACAGUUAUCGGUAAGGAUUCAGAUGUUCUUACGGCUUCAGAACAACAGAUUGGAAGUCCUGACUCUCCGAGUAGAAUGUUAGUGAGUCAUGGAGAAGAUUCCACAGCUGGCCAAAAUGGAACUUGUUGUCAGAGUGAGGAGUCUAUAGCAAGAACUUGUUCUGAAAAUGAAGAGUCGAACACAUGUUCUUUGGAUUGGCAGCAGCAUUUUGAUGUAGCCCUGGGAAGAAUGGUUUACAUCAACAAGCUAACAGGACUUAGCACAUUCACUGCUCCUACUGAGGAUGUUCGGGCUGCUUGUACUAAAGACCUGACAACUAUGGCUGUGGAUGUUCUACUUGAGAAUGGAUCUCAGUACAGGUGUCAUCCUUUUAGAAGCGACCUUGUUCUUCCUUUCCUUCCUAGAGCUCGGGAAGAGAGGACUGUGAUGAGACAGAAUAACAGAGCUACUGGAGACGAUGCUGUUGGUCCCGAAUCGCUUCAGUCUUUGUUCUCAGAAUGGGACAACCCAGUAUUUGCCCGUUAUCCAGAGGUUGCUGUUGACGUUAGCAGCGGCCAGGCUGAGAGCCUAGCAGUUAAAAUUCACAACAUCUUGUAUCCUUACCGUUUCACCAAAGAAAUGAUUCACUCGAUGCAGGUUCUCCAGCAAGUGGAUAACAAGUUUAUUGCCUGUGUAAUGAGCACUAAGACUGAAGAGAAUGGUGAGGCAGGUGGAAACCUGCUAGUCUUGGUGGACCAGCAUGCUGCCCAUGAGCGCAUCCGACUGGAGCAGCUGACCAUUGGUUCCUAUGAGAAGCAACAGCCACAAGGCUCUGGUCGAAAAAAAUUACUGUCUUCCACUAUAAGUCCUCCACUAGAGAUAACAGUGACAGAGGAACAAAGGAGACUCUUAUCGUGUUACCACAAAAAUCUGGAAGAUCUGGGCCUUGAAAUUAUAUUUCCAGACACUAGUGAUUCUCUGGUCCUUGUAGGAAAAGUACCACUCUGUUUUGUGGAAAGAGAAGCCAGUGAACUUCGAAGAGGGAGAUCUACUGUGACCAAGAGCAUUGUGGAGGAAUUUAUUCAAGAACAAGUGGAGCUACUCCAGACCACAGGAGGCAUCCAAGGGACUUUGCCACUGACUGUCCAGAAGGUGUUGGCAUCCCAAGCCUGCCAUGGGGCCAUUAAGUUUCAUGAUGACCUGAGCCUAGAGGAGAGCUGUCGCCUUAUUGAAGCUCUGUCCCGGUGCCAGCUGCCGUUCCAGUGUGCUCAUGGCAGGCCCUCCAUGCUGCCGUUAGCUGACAUUGACCACUUGGAGCAGGAAAAACAGAUUAAACCCAAUCUUGCUAAACUUCGCAGAAUGGCUCAGGCCUGGCAUCUCUUUGGAAAAGCAGAAGGAUGUGACACAGGGCAAAGCCUGCAGGCAUCCGCGCCUCCUUGUGAGCUGCCAUGAGAACAGAAUUACUGUCUCUAAGGAACCGAAGGGUUGCUGACUGUAGGCCUCUGGGCAGAGUGUGAGCAGCAGGCACUGGCAAGGUCUUGACUGAAUGGGCCCAGGGCACCAAUCAGCAUCUCCGUCUUCCUUGAGCAGAUGAUCCCUCCAGUUAAGUAGCCGGAUGGAAUUCAAGCCUAAAGGCAGUUCAUUCAUUGGCAUCCAUGGACACUGGAGGUUGCCCUAUAAUAUCUACUUUUUGUAAUUUAUUUGGGGAUAAAAUCUAAUGAUUAAUCGUCUGGUUGUCUGGUUGUUUGUGGGGGUUUUGGGGGGUGGGAUGGGGGUUUUUGGUUUUGUUUUGCAAUUUUUUUCCAGCCUCAUAGUUUGCGCUGAUGUGAUCUACCUGAUGCUGAACUCCCAGGGGUCAAGCCUGCCUUCCUAGACCUCCCACAGCCUGCUCCCUCAGCCCCUCCUUCCCCCCCAGCCUCCUCCACUUCCCUCUGCUGCUGCUUUACAUUCUGUAUCUCAGCCUUAAAGAGUUUCUCCACGCUCAUUAAAAACGUGCCAGGUAGUCUUCCA